Oryza sativa Japonica Group (Japanese rice) is the source of this 3673-nucleotide messenger RNA. RefSeq lists its product as uncharacterized. Gene Ontology annotation, molecular function: preribosome binding; RNA binding; ATP binding. Lineage: Eukaryota; Viridiplantae; Streptophyta; Magnoliopsida; Poales; Poaceae. Gene Ontology annotation, cellular component: nucleus. Gene Ontology annotation, biological process: ribosome biogenesis. The record is from RefSeq and is a predicted model, not a curated record.
UACUAGUAAGUUUCCGCCGCCGCCGACUCCUCUCCCCCUACCCAGCAGCAGCCAUCAGGCCUACCACUACCACCUCAUCCUUUGAUUCCUCUCCAUCUCCAGUACUGCAUGCUGCUGCAUCCUGCAUCCUCCUCCAAUCUUCCUCCGUCCCCUUCACCGAGGCAUCAGCUAGCAUUGACGGAUGAGCGGCGCCGUUGGGGAGCCACCGAACACGAAGACGCCGUCGACGAGCACCCCGGCGCCAUGGUUAGAGGAGAGGGGGCAGACAAGGAAGAGGAGGAGGCUCCGCCCACAGAGAAGAAGAGCAGACUCCUACCUUCUAUCUCCACCGCUGCGCCUCCAUCCUCAUCACGCAUCUUCUUGCCAUCCCGUCGCUCCCAAUCUCCACCGAGGUAGGUCAAGGUGGUGAUAGAAGAAGGACGCCACCGAGUUCAUGGCCAAUCUGGAAGAGAGUUGCGCCCUUGCAGCAGUACGAUGGUGGUUGGUUCUCCGCUGGUAUCUACUUAGUACAAUCAAUGCAGAUCUGGAUGAACUUUUCUCUGUGAUUAAACUAUUAUUAUUAUCUUCAAGUCUCAAUAGAUGGUGAUUGCUACUGCUAAGCUAUACUUCCUUUAAGUUUCUAUAUCUUCAAGUCUGGAAGUAAAUUAUGUUCUUUAUUACUACAUCACAGGAUUGGAUUUUGGGGAAACAAAUCUGUACUUUACCUAUUAUUAUUUGAGAGUAGUAAUUUUCUUACUUCGUGAUACCAUUAUUUUCACUAUAUAUAUUUGGUUGAAUGUUGGAAAAAUAAACUCUACAGCAUAAGAGUGGGAUGUGCACACCAUGAUUGUUAAGGAUGUAGCUGAUUGCAUCCAUUCAGAGAACAUAUUCUGUUUGUGGAUUGACUGGAUUCAGUCAAGAGGGUAAAAAAAUAGGCUUUGCAUAGUAAGUUUUCUGGACCAGUAAAAGAUGGUAACCACAGAUUUUAGUUUAUAAUGUGUAACCAAUCUUAAAUUUAGAAUUUGGUAAAAAAAUUACUCAGUUAUGGAAGAUGUAACACAUGAUGUUUGCUUCCAUGGAAGUUGGAGCUACGUCAUUAUCUGGACAAAAAAAAACACCGCAACAACAAAGUGAAUUAACAUCGGACAAAUUUAUUAAGAUUCAACGUAUAUCAUUAUCUUAUAAACUGAAACAAAUUUUGUUAGGUUUCUUACAGCAGUUCUUGGAAUACCUGUAUAAGAUCUGAGGAGUCACCUGAAUGUUGUUAGAUGAUAGUGUGCGUACCUAGUGCUGUGUGUGCAUGUCUUUUGUGUACUUGAAAACUAUAAAAAGAAAGUGAGUAAAUGAAGUGGUAUAGCAUUUCAAAGAAAAAUGAUUUCAACAGUUCUUUCUAAUAAGAAUUCCCACAGAGUUACUUAUAUGUACUAAAAGUAGUACUAUCUGUUGCUUCCAGUUUUAAUAUCAAUAAGUUCUGACUUCUUAGCAUAGAAGGGCCCAAACUUCAACAAAGAUUUGAUUUCUUUUUCAUGCUUUCCUCCUUUGCUUGUUUGAGCUCAGCUAUACAUAUCCUACUUCAGCAAAGAUGUUUGACAUGUAGAGAUAUCUAAAACAUCAAGUCUACCAAUAGCUGGUACAAAUUAAUAUGCACGUGACUAAUGAACAGUGCAAGAAAAAUAUUUCUUUGUUAUUUUUUUUUAACUUUAUGAUCUAUAUCUAAAAGAACUUUUUAAUCUAUAUGAAUAUUCAAGCGUUUUGUUAUUGUAGGGUUGGAAUUGAGUAAGAAUAAGUGAAAACCACCGUUUUGUUAUUGUCCUGCUCAAGAGUAAUGGCACCAUGGAGAAAGGAAAGCCGAUUAUGAAUUCCUUUGCUCAUUUGUUGUUAAAAUGGUUAAGGCACAAAUGCACCAGAAUGCCUUUUAUAUGAUAUGCUGGCAGCUGAAAAGCAAUCAGAAGCUCGGCAUACCACUUUAUAUAUGAAACCAGAAUAUCACCCAAGUGAUUUAGAUAUUGUAUCGAAUAUGUCGAAUGUUCCAAAAAUCGAUCUUCUUUUGUUUUUCCAUGAUCAGCAGAUGAGAGGAUAAACUGUUGAGAUGAUCCAAGCAUCAAAUUAUUACUAUCGGUGUGAUGUAUCCAGGGAUGUCAUUCCCUUUGUUAGUGAACAAAGAAAAGAUAGGGAUCUUCAAGGUUCUAGGAACUCUGCCUAUGACUACAGGACAAAUUACCUCAGGGACCAAGAUCAUGAUUUGGAAAGGUAGUGAUGAGAAAACUGUUGGAGAGACCCUGUACCCACCAAUCUUACAUCCAGUCAUUGCAACUCCUCUGCAAAUGAAAAUGGUGGAUGACCCCGCUCUUUCUAAUGUGGUUGGCAGAGCCAGUAAGAUGAUUGGUAAUUUCAUGAGUUACUAUACUCACCUCCCACAUGAGGCCACAAAGGGCAAAAUGACAUUUCUCUUACAUGGUCCAUGUGAUAAAAAAGCUGUGGUUGAAGGGAUAGGAAGGACCCUUGGUCUUCCUGUUGCGAGCGUGGAUGCUUCGUCACUCAUCAAGGACUUCCCUUCUGACUCUGUCUCACAGAUCAACACCUGCAUACAGAGACCUGAAUCACGUGAUGGUCCACUUCUGAUCUUCCUUGACCGGUUUGAUGAGUUGGUCCCUCACAACAGAUGUGGUUCAACAGUUAUGACUGACAUAACAACCACCCAGCUUAAAUUGCUGCUUGAUGAUCCUUGGGUGAUUUUCGGGCAUCGUAUUACUAUUCUGGUAGUAUCUGUGAGGUGGAUAAACCUGAUAUGCCCGACUAUUCUCUCAAGAAUCAGGACACGAUUUUAUUGUGGAAAUGAUGAGAAAGAGGGGGAUUGGGAUGGUGUUGGAAUGUCUCUUCUAAAGUUAUUGGAAACAAACAAGUCGAUUGAUCCAAAUUCACGCUGGGUUGUGACAAAUGCCAUUCUGUAUGGGAACACCUCGCUCAGUAAGAGUGAUGUCACCAAACUCUUUGCAGCAACACAGUCAUUCGAUUCCAUAGUCAUUGAUGCAAUGCAAGUGCUGAAGGAUUUUAAAAAUACUGGGUCAAAGGCGGUGUCUGACCUGUUCCUGAGAGCUACAGCGAGAAGACCCUGCAUUAUACUGAUUCAACAAUUAGAUGCUAUCAACAACGAAACAUUAAUCUCCCUGAUCUUACACGAGAUGAACAACAUGGAUAGAGAUCUACAUGUGUUUGCUUCCACGAGGUGGUGGCAACUCAUACACCAUAUGUUUUUGGAGUCACGCCUGUUCACGAGGAGAGUUUUUUGUGGCGUGGAUUCAAAAAAAGAUGAAUGCGAUUUUGUGGGCCAAGCUUUAUUUGAGAUACAACAGAGGAUGGGAACAGCAUCAGAUAAGAGCACCUCCUCUUAAGGCAAAGGAGGGAGAGGAGAUAAGAUAACUCACCAUUAGCGAGCUUACUGUAUUGGUUAUGAUGCACUGGUGAAAUUCGACGCCAUUAGCUUUUACUGUAUGUUUAUGAUGGGCUGGUAAAAUUCAAUUCCGUAAUCAGUCAUGGUGAGAGUUGUCUGGUAACUGUGAGGAACCUUAAUUUUGAGCACUUGUCUGAAUUUUUUUUUCUUUCGAGGUAACAGUUCCUAAAACUUGUCAAACUGCUGGCCUGUUGGCCAUGCAAAUACUCUAUUUUGACAAAUUAGCUAUCUGCAACUUGCACA